Lachnellula hyalina is the source of this 708-nucleotide messenger RNA. RefSeq names its product Endo-1,4-beta-xylanase D (gene XYLD). Gene Ontology annotation, molecular function: cellulose binding. The transcript is spliced from 5 exons. Gene Ontology annotation, biological process: carbohydrate metabolic process. Gene Ontology annotation, cellular component: extracellular region. Lineage: Eukaryota; Fungi; Ascomycota; Leotiomycetes; Helotiales; Lachnaceae. The coding region runs from base 1 to 708 and encodes 235 amino acids. The record is from RefSeq and is a predicted model, not a curated record.
AUGCUUUCAGUAAGUCUUUCACUUCUGGCACUUUCGUCGGCUACUGUCGUUUACGCACAAGCUGCUGGUUAUGCUCAGUGUGGCGGAGUAUCGUGGCAGGGUGCUACCACUUGCGCUGCUGGCUACACGUGCACGGUUUCUAGCGAAUACUAUUCACAAUGUCUCCCCGGCUCUGACUCAGCCUCAACCACCACCCUAGGGACUGGAAGCGCAACUCCCACGUCAUCAAGCGGCAGCAGCCCAACCAACGGCCCAGGAACAACCCUCCAAACCGGCUACUACUGGAUCCGCGCAGUCGAAGACCCCAACUUCCACAAAUACCUACAAACGAGCCCCGAAUACACACCCGGCACCGCCCUCCUCGCCGACUACACCACAGCCGGCCAAUUCCAGAUCGUUGACGGCCAGCUCGUCGAACUGAUCACCGGCGGCCUGCUAUACGCCGUUGUGGAGCCGCAGGCGAACUCCACGGUGAGCAAGUUGAGUCUGAGUUUUGGCACGGAGAUGAAUACGUAUGGCACGUUUGCGUUUAGUGGGGAUGCGGUGCAGUGGAGCAUUCCUAGUAUCAGCAGGCCGAAUCUGAGCGCGUGGUUGGUUUGUGAGAAUCAGACCUUGUGGAUUAACCUGGGGGCGUAUGCGUACAUGACGCCUGCUGGGUGUGCGGAUGAGACGAUACAUUACUAUAAUGGUGCAACCGCGGUUUCUUGA